AGCUGAGUGAGGAGGGGCCGUCGGCCGGUGAGGGCCAGGGCCAGGGCUCCCUCAUGGUGCUGGCCCAGAACUGCGCGGUGAUGCACAACCUCCUCGGCCCGGCCUGCAUCUUCCUGAGGAAGGGAUUCGCGGAAAACAGGCAGCCGGACAGAGAGCUGCGUCCAGAAGAAAUUGAUGAGCUGAGAGAAGCCUUCAAAGAGUUUGACCGAGACCGAGACGGCUACAUCAACUGCCGAGACCUGGGCAACUGCAUGCGGACCAUGGGUUACAUGCCCACCGAGAUGGAGCUGAUCGAACUGUCGCAGCAGAUCAACAUGAACUGUGAGUGGCAACCACCCACCUGCCUGCUGCCGGGAC
Messenger RNA from Notechis scutatus (mainland tiger snake), 357 nucleotides. The record is from RefSeq and is a predicted model, not a curated record. Lineage: Eukaryota; Metazoa; Chordata; Lepidosauria; Squamata; Elapidae.